Homarus americanus (American lobster) is the source of this 903-nucleotide messenger RNA. Its product is annotated as putative protein TPRXL. The record is from RefSeq and is a predicted model, not a curated record. The transcript is spliced from 2 exons. The coding region runs from base 1 to 903 and encodes 300 amino acids. Lineage: Eukaryota; Metazoa; Arthropoda; Malacostraca; Decapoda; Nephropidae.
AUGACAUCGGGAAUGGAGAGAAAGCUGAAUGCUGGAAAGGCGGGAAAGUCUGGGAAAGGGAGCGAAGGACAGUUUCAGCAGACGCGGUCGUCAGGACACUCUCUAGUCCUCAACAUAAAGGAAACUCGUAAACACACACACACUACACAAAGUUGUGGUGUGAGUCAGCGGGGUGAUGGUCCCAGGAAGACAGAGAAAACCACCAAUAUUCCUCCUACGAAAGACAAAGGCAGAAGAGAAAAGGCAAAUAAGGUAAAAGAGAAGACCAAAGUGAAACAGCGAACUAAUAGUCCCCAAAAAGUGCACAAAACAAACGAACACAAAAGCAAUAGCCCCUCCCGUUCACCCGUCCGAGAACCCCCAGAUAAAAGUGACACAGAAAGAGACACGUCGGAGUCCGAGUCUGUGAGUAAUAAUAGUAAAGAGGUGAGUGUCGCGUCCUCACCUUCUCGUCGACGUCAGCAGCUCAGACACCCAUCAAAGGACGAUAAACAAGAAUCAAGUUCUUCCUCAACCAAAACUACAGCGCUUCCAGCAUCCUCCGAACCUUUAGCUUUAACUAGAACAAGUAAUCUAAGGGAUCCUAAACCUCCGAAGGAACCCGAGAAAGAUCAGAAGGAUCCCUCUGAAAUGGGUCAAUACCCCAGGGACGCUCUGCUCUCUCGGUGGAUCGAGUGCAGAUCUGGAAAAUUCGGUGGUAGUUCACAGUCGCUUUCCAGUGGUCAGUCUCGACCCCUCAUGUCCCACAAGUUGAAGCCGUCACCGUUCCAGAACCUCAUGGCGGCACAAGAACUCCUCAAGAACCAGAAAGACUCAGAAAGGGCAGAUAAGAUAAACACGGAAGCUUCUAGUGAUUCCAGUGACUCUUCAGGUGCUACACAAAAGAAGACUAAAAGAUGGUGA